Molecule: messenger RNA, 933 nt
Organism: Aspergillus niger
Lineage: Eukaryota; Fungi; Ascomycota; Eurotiomycetes; Eurotiales; Aspergillaceae
Exons: 1
Coding region: 1-933 (310 amino acids)
Source: RefSeq, a predicted model, not a curated record
AUGCCUUUACUCUGCCUUCGCAGAAGCCAGCGCCUAUUCAAGGCUGCUCCCGCGACCGAAUGCGUCAUCCCUUGUGGGGACUCCGCAGCUUACGACCGUUCUUCCGAGUUUCGGUGGGUCUACAACAAACUCACUGUUGCCGAAUUGCAGGGCAUCCCCUGCGGCCCUCAUGGCACGCAGCCGCCGCUGGACCUUUACCCCGUCUUCAGUAAGCCGAUCUACAACCUGGGCGGCAUGGGGGCCGAAGCCCGUCCUAUUGCCAACACGAGGGAGUACUUGGUCUCGUUGACGCCGGGUCAUAUGUGGUCAACUUGUCUGCAAGGCGAGCAUCACAGCACGGACAUCGCAGUCAUCCAGGGUCGGGUGGUCUGGCUAAGCCAUACACGCGGGAUACCCGGACCGCAGCAGACUUGGGAUUAUUGGGAAGUCAAUGUAUCUGCAUCACCAUUGCUGCAGAAGACUAUUACCAACUUCAUCGAGACGCACUUGAAGACUUACACGGGAAUGCUAAAUAUGGAGACGAUUGGACACAAGAUCAUCGAAAUUCAUCUGCGCUUUUCACCUCAGUGGCCUGACCUGUACGGCAUGGGUUUUCUUUUCUCCCUCGUAACUUUGUACAGCGCCGGUGAGUGGGAGGAUCCAUAUACGCGCCCCAAAACAGGGUAUAGUUUUGUUCUGUUUGAUGAAGAGAAAUAUGCGCAGAUAAGCGCUACUGUUUCGGAUGACUUGCUGGAAGAGAUGGAGAGACGGUGUGAGGUCCGCAGCAUCACUAUGCGGUAUGAUGCGGAUACGCCAAUUCGGAGCGUUAUGAAACCAUUGGGUGGCUGGCGGAUAGCUUGGAUUAACGGAUUGGAUCUGGAAAGGUGUAAGCGAGCAAGAGAGAUGUUAAGAGCGUACUUACACCAGCUGUACCAAUCGGCCAACGCCCAAUAA